Trichomonas vaginalis G3 is the source of this 3504-nucleotide messenger RNA. Its product is annotated as conserved domain protein family. The transcript has a single exon. Lineage: Eukaryota; Parabasalia; Trichomonadida; Trichomonadidae. Bases 1 to 3504 code for a protein of 1167 amino acids. The record is from RefSeq and is a predicted model, not a curated record.
AUGUCAGUACAAGUAUUUGUUUAUCCUCACAAUAUAAGUACGUAUAUAGAUGCCUUUAAUAAAAAUCCUAGUUAUGAGACAGCUGUCAACCUAGCAGGGUGCAUUAGUCCCAUUAUUAUUAACAAUUAUCCAACUGAUUUUUGUCUUAGCAUUUCUGAAAGGUUGCUAUAUCAAUUUUGCAAAGCCAAGGGCGAGAAAGAUAGGCUAGAUUAUAUAUAUUUUUCAUUAGAUCACUAUAUUUAUUAUUUAAGAGAUCGUUCAGACUCUUCUUCAAAGGAAAACUUGGUUGAUAAGAUAAUAAAUGGAACUGAUGGAACAGAUCCAUUUACAUUUUCACAAGUUGAAUAUCCUUUAAAAUAUAUUGAAGAACAUUUUAAUUUAAAAUUAAUUCAUAUGGCAGCUCAAUUACUAACUAUAUAUAUCAUCAACAAUUGCCUCGUUAUUGAUAACAAUGUUGCUUACUAUAUCGAAAAAAUACUCCCUUUUGUCAAAUUAGAAAUUAAAAAAAAAUUAGCAACUAAAAUUAUACCUCAAGGAAAGAUUUCACAGCAACACCAAUCUAUACAGAUGCUAUGCUACCUUCUUGCAAGAUAUACUUCCGAUAGAAUUCCAGAAUUAAAAGAAUAUAUUUCUAAUAAUCUCAAAGAAUUUCUCAAAAACAAAGAUUUAAUAUCUAUUAUACAAAACAUCAAAGAUAUCAAUAAAAACGAUUACCAAAUCGAAGAAUGCGAAGUUUAUUCAAAAGAAAUUCGACAAAUUCUAGAAAUUUACCAACUGUUUAACUUAGAUGUUCCGAAUAAUUACGAAGCAACUAUUAUUGAAUUUAUUAAAAAAGCAAAAAAAUAUAAUUUUAUUAAUGAACAAGACAAUUUAUACAUAAUUAAAGUAUUUCCAUCACUUAUUGAUAAGGGAUCAUUAAUUUAUUUAGAUUCGGAAAAAAUUAUUGAAUUAUUUGUAAAUCUUCCUUCUGAAGGUUUUGAACUAAAACCAUUCUUUGAAGUUAUGAAAAACAGAGAAAUUGUUGAUGAUACUAAUUUAUCAAUUGUUUUUGACAAAAUUCUUUCGAAUAUGGACUACAAAACUGAAGAACUAUUAAUAGAUUUCGCUUUAAACCACGCUGAAGUACAAAAACCAUUAACAAAUUCAAUCAAAAAUUUUAUUUAUAAUUAUGAUGUUGAAAAAAUGAAAAUUAUGCCAGUAUUUAUGAUUACACGACUUUAUCCUAUUCUAGAAAAACCAUUUCCUGAUGCAGAUUUGGAAUAUUUGAUAUAUGAUUCAUUGCCAUCUUAUUAUAUUUUAUCAAACUUAGUAAAUUUAGGAGAAUCAUAUAAAUUAUCGUAUCCAGAAAAGCUUGUACAGUUUGUUCCUCCAUCUCCGGCUCUUUUUACUUACUUAUCUAACCAUGUAACAGAUUAUUCAAAUAUUAUUAGUUGGUCGAUCGAACAAACUUGCGAAUAUAAAGAAUAUUUCGAUCUUCUUAUCAAUAUAUGGCAACAAAACCAAGAUCCAAACAUUGCUUGGAAAAUUUAUCAAUUAUUUGACGUUUUUGAGAGAGAAUGCGAUGAUAGUAUCCUGGAAUCUAUCCAAAAUGCCGAACCAAAUGUUAUUUUGGAGAAAAUGUGUAGUAAUUCAGCUGAAUUUCUUGCAUCUUGGCUAGAUCUCUUUGAUUUAUCAGGAAUUGAUCCGAAAUAUCUUUAUAACAAGCUAAACGAACAUCCAUACUUACUGUUCUUGGCUAAUAGACUGGAUGAAAAGUUUAAUUUCGUUUUUGAUCAAAAAUUAUUUUCAGAAAUGAAGAACAAUAGCAAUAUUUUUAAAGCAUUUAUACUAGAUUCUGCCCUUCAAAUCGCUCCUAAUGAAUGGUGGAACUUAAUUAAGAAAAAUCCAGAAAUUCUAAAAUUAAAUUUCACAGAAAAUGAUUUUAAGAAGAGUAUGAUACCGAUAUCAUCAACAAUAUGCAAUAUAUUCCUCAAAUGUCUCAUGAAAAUUGAAGUAACUCCUGAUUCUGAUUUUGCCAACGAUAGUUUUAUUCUUGGAGUCAAAAAUCUAUCAAUGGAUUUAUGUGAUGUAAUUGUAGAUUACAUAAAAGUUGAUGAAAGGAUCCUAGAAUGCGUUUUUUCUCAGGAUAAUGAACAAGUAUGUUAUGUUUUACUGGAUCACUUAGAUUUGAAGGAAUUAUCUGUCACUGCAUUGGAAUAUGCUUCAAAUGCUACAUUGAUUCCUUUGGUAGAAAAAGAAAGACAAUUUAUAUCGGAUGAAAAUUUGAUCAACAAGCUUCCUUUCAUUAAACGGAAUGAAAAUUAUGAAAAAAUUGUAAGUUUUAUUAUUGAAAGCAUCGCCAAAACUCAAGAAAAUUAUCUUUCAAUUUUUGAUCUCUUAUUUUCCACAAAAUUUACAAAAUUUAACAGAAAAUCUAUCGCCAAAAUCAUUUUCAAGAAGCUUCCUGAUGCAAGAUGGCUUGAUUCUUUUCUUAAUUUACAUGAUUUUGGAUCAUUCUUGCGAGAACAUGCUAUUCCUGUUAUAGACACAAUGAACCAAUAUCUUGUUCCUUCUAUCCUUGUUCUUUCGACGAUUCCUUUCGUUGUAAAUAAUUUUGAUGAAAUUUCUCCACUUUCUAGGGCUCUUCUUCAACUUUCGCUAACACCAUCGUCUCGUGUUAACAUUUAUGACUUAGAUCUUUCAAUGAUCAAUAAUUUUCCCGACUUUGAAACAACGUUUUCAUAUCUCUUGUCAUUAAUCCCAAAUAACGGAUCGUUUGAUUUCAUACAGCAAUUAUUAUUAGAUGAAUUUUCAUAUCAUUUUCGAGAACUCACAAAAUCAAAUUUAUUAUUUUUUGAAUUAAAAUUCAGCGAGCCAAAUAAGGACUUUUUGACGACUGUAUUAAACACCCAUAUCAAUUUCAAAAACGACGAUAUAUUAUCUGAAGAAUUGAAACGUCAAAUCGGUACAACAACAUCAGCCAAGUAUAUUUCUGCUCCAAAGGUUAUUUGUUACAAGUUAUCUGGUGAUGUUCCCAAUGGAAUGACCAUUCCUCAGGAAAUUUCAAAUCCAUAUUGCCUUGUUUCCACAAAUUAUCAACUGUGCGGCUACAUAGCUCAAGACGAAUCAAAUUUAUCAACAUAUAUCAUUUAUAACCAUACUUUACUGAAAUUUAAUUCAGUUAAAGUGGAAAUUAGGGAAAAUACCGAUAGUUCUGAUAAAGUCCUAUAUGCAUUUUACAUUAGAGAAGAUUUAGCUAAUCAGGAGAUCAAACAUCAGCUUCAUUCAAGUGAAGAUUUAGUAAAUUCUUCAAUUUCAUUUUUGCUUUCAGAUAAGGAUUCAAUUGAUUGGUCGGAUAUGAAAGACAAGCCAAAUGCUGAUCAAUUAUCAAUAACUUUGAAGAAACAGUAUUAUAGCUUCAAUUUGUUUAAUUUACUUAACGAAAACACAAAAGAAUCUUUUGAUUCGAACGAUCUCGAACAUCCCACGAAUAACAUUCUUAAUAGACAGUCUACUUCCAAUUAA